UGCAGUUGGAAAGAGAAAUGUUGAGAGACAUCAUUUAAAUAACAGUAAUUUACAAACAAAUUUCUUGUUAGACUUCAGAGCUUCUGAAUCUUAAUAAGAACAUUAAUUAAUAAACCAUGUUUGGAACUUGUGUGUUAUUGCAUGAAUGACAUCAACACUGAAAUGGUUUAGGUAAAUGUCAGUAUGAUUUUCUAUCUACUUAUGGCUUUAAAAAAGUCGGGAAAUUUCAAAUAUACAAGUACACACAAAUGCAUUUACAUUUAAUUUUGCAAUUUUCCCCAUAUAGAACAUGCUCUAUUUUGUUCAUUUAUGGGACUGAAUGCAUAGAUAACAUGAAAAGCUAAUUGAUAAACUGUGCAAAAACCGAAAAGAGCCAAGCAACUCAAAUUAAUGGCACAGUCUCCCAGGCUUCCUGAAAGAUCCAAACAAGGUCAUUUGGCCUCUAGGUCCUUAUCAAUAGAAAGGAGCUAAUAAUAAAUCUCAGUUCCAUGAGCCCACUGUGGAUCUUGUGUUCCUUACAAUCCUCCAAUAGAAAGCCCAGUCAGCAUAAGUGGAAAGGAAUGUUAUUAGCACACUUGCUUCACAAGUCUUCUCUGCUCUUCCUCCCCAAAGCUGAAGAUACUAAGACAAGAGCUACAGUUCACAGAAAGAAAGCAGACAGCGUCCCUUUAUAAAUGGGAGUAUGCAGCUGUGUUGCUCUCAGGAUAAAGGCAUCAAUUUUAUUCCUCUCUGUGGAAUGAAGUCUAAUUAUACAGGGCAAGACAUAGAGACCCUACUGCAAGUGUCCUAAGAAGAAUACCCUCCCAUUUUACUGAAUAAGGGGCCUUCAGCCCUUUCCACUGAUAAACCAUUAGCAGCCCGGCUCAUUUGGAAGCCCUGUCUACUAUCCUAUAGAUCCUUGUCCAGUGCAAAGCAAAGGGAGGUCCUAGAAUCACAAAGCCGUUACUAUGGUAGCCGUCCUUCUCACUCACAUUCCCACCCUUAUGGAAUUAUCCCUUUCUGAAAUGUCCUGUUGUGUCUGUAGCACUAGAUUUCCCCUCCCCUUCUGCAAUACUCUCCAAGAUCUCUAAGGCAGCCAGAGGACUCCAAAGGCACAGUGUAAAAGAGGUCCAAAGAGAGAGGUUUUAAUGAGCAGGGAAAACAUUGGAAUAUUCAUAAAUACAAUAACAAUUAGUAACUCCCUCCUCCAACAGCUUAGCUGGAAUUAAGACAGUCUUUCACGACAGGCAUCUUAUCUCCCCCCUCUUCUGUGUGCAAGAUGAUAAAGGACAAUCACACCUAGCAGAAGUCUAUAUAGUGCAGCUCCCUUUUCACUGAAUUUCCUAAAGUCAACCUCUGAUGGAACUUUUUACAGCGGUGUUCUCUUUUCUAAAUUUGCUGGUGUCAUAAAGAGCUCAAAGGUUUUCAUCACAACUUGAUCAAACUGCAAGCAAACUGCAAGAGGUUCAGAUUGAAGACCAGUUGUGAGGAAUGAACAGCCAAGCAGACUCCUCAGGCCUGUUAUUCAACAUUUCCCUGUCAAAUUCAGAGCAAUGUGGCAAAGAGAGUCACAUGGAAAACAUCCUUUUUGCUAUUUUCUACCUUCUCGACUUCAUCCUAGCCUUUCUGGGCAAUGUUUUGGCACUCUGGCUCUUCAUUCGGGACCAAAAAUCAGAUACCCCUGCCAACAUUUUCCUGAUGCAUCUUGCUGUAGCCGAUCUAUCUUUUGUGCUCAUUUUGCCAACUCGGUUGGUCUACCACUUUUCAGGCAAUCACUGGCCAUUUGGAGAGCUCCCUUGCCGACUCACAGGGUUUCUUUUCUACCUCAACAUGUAUGCAAGCAUCUACUUCCUCAUGUGCAUCAGCAUAGAUCGCUUCUUAGCUAUCGUGCAUCCUGUGAAGUCCCUCAAGCUCCGGAGGUCACUCUAUGCUCAUUUGACCUGUGCCUUCCUGUGGGUUAUAGUUGCCGUGGCCAUGGCACCUCUUUUGAUCAGUGUGCAGACAGUUGAGAUGAAUAAUACCACCAUCUGCCUCCAACUCUACAGAGAGAAAGCAUCACGCCAUGCUCUUGUAUCACUGGCUGUUGCAUUCACUUUUCCAUUUUUUACUACAAUAACCUGCUAUUUACUGAUCAUACAAAGUCUGAAGAGGCACCGCAUUGAAAAUCAUCUAAAGGAAAAAGCCAUCAAAAUGAUAAUCAUGGUUCUUAUGAUCUUCUUGGUCUGCUUUGUGCCCUAUCAUGUCAACCGCUAUAUUUAUAUCCUCAGUUAUGAUGGUGUAAAAACUUCUUGUGCAACGCAGAGGAUCCUGGCACUUGGCAAUCGCAUUACUUCAUGCCUCACCAGCUUAAAUGGUGCCCUAGAUCCGAUCAUGUAUUUUUUUGUUGCUGAAAAAUUUCAAGAGGCCUUGUGUGAUUUGUUUUGUGGCAAAAGAGUUGCAAGAUUACCUUCAAGUUAUGAUGGGAAAACAAAUGACAGCUCUUUAAGUGCUAAAUCUGAACUGUAAAUACCCCAAAAUAAAAUACUUCCUUAACAAACGUUUGCUGCCCAGCACGGCUUGAUCUCCUAGAAAGCAGAACAGCUUUUCUAUAAAAACACAAGAUCUAAUAUUUAAUUGUUAAGGAAACAACAGUAUAUACAACAAUCCUAAUUGGAAAGGGGGACUGAGGUGGUAAAUGGUGCUAUUUCCAAAGCACUCUAUUCCGUUGGCCAGGAUGGAUAGUAUCUUCCUUUUUUUUGCCUUCUACCUAGCAUUUUUAAGGGUUUUGGGGGAUGGGUGGGUGAGGAGAAUUACAAAGAUAAGAGUUACAGGUACUAUCAGGAAAUAUAGUUCUUUUGAUUUCCUGGAAUACUCUUUUGAGUGUUACUGUCAGUAGAAAUAUCACCAAUAGAUUUUUCAUAAGCAUAAUCUGGUUCUACAGAAAAUUAAGAGGCAGCUUUACCUUAUCAUCAUUUCAGGAAUCAGAUCAGGUUGGGUGAAAUUAUGAAUCUUGUGAUAAUUUUUGCAUAGCAAAUAGUAGCAAGUAAUAAUUACAUUAGGAUAUAAAUUGAAAUUUCAGUGAACAAAAGUUUAGUAACUUCACCAGAAAAUAAAUUUUCAUAGAUGAUGAAAGAAUAGACCUUUUAAUAUAUUCAAACAGUGAAUAGAGAAGUUUUAGUAAUAUUCAGGAGCUGUCCAAAUUGUAUUUUGUGCAGUCUACAAUAUAACAGGAAUUCACCCCAAAGUUGUUUAACAUUUAGCAAUAGUACGUAGCAAUAGUACUUAGAGUCUUAGACUUAUAUACCAGUUCACUGUGUUUUACAGUCCUCUCUAAGUGGUUUGCAGAAUCAGCAUAUUUUCCCCAACAAUCUGGGUCCUCAUUUUACCGACCUCGGAAGGAUGGAAGGCUGAGUCGACCCUGAGCCAGUCAGAAUCAAAUUGCUGAAUUGCUGGCAAUCGGCAGUCAGCAGAAGUAGCCUGCAGUAUUGCAUUCUAACCACUGUACCACAUGGCUCUUUACAUCUACAAUGCAAACUUCUGAGAGGUUUAUGAAUAUGGGGUUUAAUUUUAAACAAACGUUAUAAUUCCCCCACCAUAGUUGAAAAAGAAUCAAAAAGCUACAGAUUCUUUUUGCUAUACCUCAAGAUGAAUAAAUUACAAACAUCGUAUUUGAGCAAAAUGUUCCUUUUAAUUAUAGCUUUGGCUGUAGAUACUAUUUUCAAUAGCAGUGAAUGCACAAAUCACAUUUUAUGUACAGAUUCUUAUAUGACUGAAUAGGGUUAAUGAAUUCUUAGACAGCUUGCUACAAAUCAUUAACUUAAUUCAGUUUAAUAAUUUAAGAUGUAAGUCUAGCUGGGCACUUAGCCCUACUUAAUGUAGACUGCAUCUACCAUAGUGUCUUAGAACAAUGAUUAUCUGAAGCUGGAGCAACUGCGCUUGUACAGCUACCUGCUUGACUUUGCCAAUAUAACUUUACUGCAGUUCUAUCACAAGUGUGUGCUAUCAUGCUUAUUACCUUUCUACAUAUCAGAUUCUAGUCAACUUUAUACUGUGCAACUUAUAAGUUUUGAUGUUUUCCAUUAUGUUUAUAACAUAUGCACAUACAAGCUAAAUGUUUAGCUGAAACAAUGUAGAAUCCUCCCAUUUGCCUUUUAGCAGCUCAAUUCUAACUGUUUUCUAAAUUGAAGUAUGCUGUGACCACAAAUACAUAGUAUCUACUAAAGGAAAGGCACAAGGACUGCCUUUAAUUUUUCUAAAAAUUCUUUUUAAUUUAAAAAUUGUAAAUUUCCUUAGCCAAUAUAAUAGAACAAAUAUAAAACAUAAAGAUAGAUUCAGAGAAUUUACAAACAAAUAAAACAUUUAAUUUCCAAUAAUUAUUUUCAUUAAGGAAAAUAAUAUAAAUGCUAAGAAUAGGUUAGAAAACUGAAAGUUGCUGCACAUAUUUUGAGGCUAUUCUAUUUUGUUUUUGUUUUUCCAAAUAAUUUUUCCAUUUAUUGUUUUUUUACUUUUACAUUCUUUAUAGUCUCAUUUGUACUUGAAAUUUAUAUUUAAAAACUGUUAUAUUUCUUACAUAACUGGAAAUACAUUCAAAAGGAGAAUAAAGUAAUUUUGUUUAUAUUGGUACAAAAUUCUGUCUAUCCAACAACAUUGUUGGUAAGUAUUGUCUAUCUUAAUAUAACUGUAUUUAUACAAAUGCUUAGCUACUUUCUAACAUUUUGUCUAAAAGAAUUACCAUUUUGAAAAUGGCUGCCAAUGCAUUCGUUCUCCAGACUUUUUGGAGACAUACCUUCCUUUCCAUAACUUAUCACUAGUUUAUAUAAUGCAUUCAACUUCAUAUUUAUCUUCUAUGCCAGGGGUAGGCAACCUUGGCUCUUUUAUGACUCAUGGACUUCAACUCCCAGAAUUCCUGAGCCAGCACAGCUGGCUCAAGAAUUCUGGGAGUUGAAAUCCACGAGUCAUAAAAGAGCCAAGGUUGCCUAUCCCUGUUCUAUGCCUAUCUCAUCA
Molecule: messenger RNA, 4962 nt
Organism: Crotalus tigris (Tiger rattlesnake)
Lineage: Eukaryota; Metazoa; Chordata; Lepidosauria; Squamata; Viperidae
Gene: GPR17
Product: G protein-coupled receptor 17
Exons: 2
Coding region: 1471-2484 (337 amino acids)
Biological process (GO): positive regulation of Rho protein signal transduction; phospholipase C-activating G protein-coupled receptor signaling pathway
Cellular component (GO): membrane
Molecular function (GO): G protein-coupled receptor activity
Source: RefSeq, a predicted model, not a curated record